Cajanus cajan (pigeon pea) is the source of this 1439-nucleotide messenger RNA. Its product is annotated as stress response NST1-like protein (DUF1645). NCBI's taxonomy places the organism in Eukaryota, Viridiplantae, Streptophyta, Magnoliopsida, Fabales, Fabaceae. The record is from RefSeq and is a predicted model, not a curated record.
GGGCGUUGAUGUAAAAGAUUUAUUUAUUGGGACGGCGUGGGGUGAGGUAUUACGGGAGUUGGAGAUUAUUCUUUCUCACACACAACACAGAACACAGAACACACAGUCUGUGGUUCCUCUUGCUCAUAAUGGACUCCAACAAUAAGAAUGGGUUGGAGGAGUUGGACAGCAGCUGCUCCACUCCUUACGUGAGCGCCCCUUCCAGCCCCGGCCGAGGCCCUCUCCCCGCCUUCUUCUACAGCGCCCCCGCCAGCCCUAUGCACUUCGCCAUCACCGCUUCCUCUUCCUCUUCCUCUUCCUACCAGGCCCCCUCCGCUUCCGCCGCUCCCAUCGGCUACGAGUUCGAAUUCUCCGCCCGCUUCGGCUCCUCCGCUUCCGCCGCCCCCGGUUCCAUGAGCUCGGCCGACGAGCUCUUCCUGAACGGGCAGAUCCGCCCCAUGAAGCUCUCUACCCACCUCCAACGCCCCCAGGUGCUGGCCCCCUUGUUAGAUCUGGAUGAAGACGAACAAGAGGAGGAGGAGGGUGUGAGUGUGAACGUGGUCCGAGGCAGAGAUCUGAGGCUCAGGGACAAGUCCCUCCGCAGAAGAACCAGAUCCAUGUCCCCUCUCAGGACCAACACGCCUUUCGACUGGUCCCAACACCAUCACCAUCACCAUCACCAACCCCUCCACAACCAAAUAAAUAAAGCCCAGGAAAAACCCGAGGAUCCUUCCGCCUCCUCCUCCCGCUCCUCUUCCGCUGGGAGAAGCUCCAAGCGCUGGGUUUUCCUUAAGGAUUUUCUCCGAAGCAAAAGCGAAGGCCGCAGUAACAACAAGUUCUGGUCCACCAUUUCCUUCUCCCCCAUCAAGGACAAGAAAUCCACCAAGCCCACUCACCAUAAUAAUAAUAAUAAUAAUAAUAAUAGUGACAACAAAAACGGGCCUCCUUCCAAGAGAAUGAGCGGCAAGCCCACCAACGGUGUUGGGAAGAGGCGCGUGCCUCCUUCGCCGCACGAGUUGCACUACAAAGCCAACCGGGCCCAAGCCGAGGAGUUGAGGAAAAAGACCUUCCUGCCUUACCGCCAGGGCCUGCUUGGCUGCUUGGGCUUUAGUUCUAAGGGUUACGGGGCCAUGAACGGCCUUGCUAGAGCCUUAAACCCUGUUUCCUCCAGGUAAAUUUCUUUUUCCUCCCUCCAAUUGUACAGAUCAUUAUUAUAUUAUCACCACGGUUACUAUUUCUUUCUUCAUUUUGCUAGAGUCUUAGUCUUAGUCUUAGCCUUAGCCUUAGCCUGUGCCUUAGCCUGUGGCCUUGGCCUUAUCAAUUAUUCUAUUAUCUACAAGUGUACUCGCAGCAUUUCACUAUUUACACACUUGCUGUGCAGUGCAGUAACUGCACUUUAUUAAUAUUUAUUUAUCCUUAACCCACCAUGCAAAUCAAUAUCAUGAUGCUUAUCUCUCGUA